Gryllus bimaculatus (two-spotted cricket) is the source of this 2811-nucleotide messenger RNA. Lineage: Eukaryota; Metazoa; Arthropoda; Insecta; Orthoptera; Gryllidae. The record is from the annotation of a GenBank genome assembly.
AUGGCUCAAAAUUCACCUGGGCCUUUGCCGUUUGGGCCCGGUCGGGGACCACCUGGAGUAUGCCCGAGAGCUAACCUUGUGAGUCACCCGCAUCCCCAUUCUCACCCUCACCCCCACCCCCAUCCCCACCCUCACCCACAUCAUCCUCACCCACACCCGCAUCCCCAUGGACAUCCCCAUCCACACCCUCAUCCUCAUCCCCAUCCGCAUCCUCAUCCACCCAUGGUACCAGGUCAAGUAAGAAUGCCUAUGAUGCCUCAAUAUCCAAUUCCCCCUCCAAGAUUUGGGCCUCCAGGACAGCCAACUGGAGGAGACAGCAUUCCUCCGGAUGUACGUCAGUUAAAUGGGGGUGCAAGUAGUCCAAGUCGAUCCCCUGCAUCUCUUCCUCCAAUUCAUGAUGAAGGAAGUUCUGGAACUGAAGGCAAAAAGUGUGACUGGUCUGAACACAAAGCCCCAGAUGGAAGAACUUACUAUUACAAUUCUGUCACUAAAGAGAGUUUGUGGGAUAAACCCGAUGAGCUAAAAACUCCUGCUGAACUUCUUUUGUCACAGUGUCCGUGGAAGGAGUACAUGUCAGAUGCUGGUAAACCGUAUUAUCACAAUGUAGAAACAAAAGAGUCUCGAUGGACGCAACCAAAAGAACUUGAAGAAUUGAAGGCUCGCAUAGCAGCUGAAGAAGCAGCAAAAAUUCCUACUCCAGCACCUACAGUCUUUCCUUCUGGUGCAGCUGCUCAACUUCCUACGGCUCCUGCAGCCAGUCAGAACAGUCCCAGUAUUGUAUUGCCUCCUGAACCUGCUCCAUCUUCAACACCUGGACCUACAAGUGCUCCAAGUGAGCCAUCAACUACUCCUCUUCCUUCUUCUCCUGGAUCUAACACUCCAGUUUCAAAUAAAUCAGGAAGUGGAUCAGCAUUAGACAAAGCAAUGGCUGCCACAUUAGCUGCCCUGAGCAUUCCUGCACCCUCAACUCCUACAAAGACAGAAGAAGCACCUCCUGCUAAGGAACCAGCAUCAGGAAGCAACAGCAGUACUCCAGAAAGAAAGCUCACAUUCAAGGACAAAAAAGAAGCAAUUGAAGCCUUUAAAGACCUUUUACGUGAUCGAGAUGUACCCAGUAAUGCCACAUGGGAAAGUGCAUUAAAAUUAAUAGCGAAUGAUCCCAGAUACCCUGCCUUAAAAAAUUUAAAUGAAAAGAAGCAAGCAUUUAAUUCAUAUAAAACUCAGAAAUUGAAAGAAGAACGAGAGGAGCAGAGACAACGUGCUAAGAAGGCCAAGGAAGAUCUGGAGCAUUUCCUCAUGACUAAUGAAAAAAUGAAUUCAAAAACUAAGUAUUAUCGAUGUGAAGACUUAUUUGGUUCCCUAGAUGUUUGGAAAAAUGUAUCGGAGUCAGAUCGUAGGGAUAUAUACGAAGAUGUUGUAUUUAAUUUAGCAAAGAAAGAGAAAGAGGAUUCUAAAGCUUUAAAAAAACGGAAUAUGGAAGCCCUAGCAGAAAUAUUAGAUGCAAUGACCAAUAUAGUAUAUUGUACCACUUGGCAAGAGGCUCAGCAAAUGCUCUUGGAUAAUCAUGCAUUUGCUGGUGAUGCCAAUCUUUUAGGAAUGGACAAGGAAGAUGCCUUAAUUGUGUUUGAAAAGCAUAUUCGAGAAUUAGAGAAAGAAGAGGAAGCUGAGAAAGAGCGAGAGAAAAAACGCCAAAGGAGACAACAAAGAAAAAAUAGAGAUGCAUUUGUUCAUUUGUUGGAUGAGUUACAUGAACAAGGAAAACUCACGUCCAUGUCCCGCUGGGUAGAAUUAUAUCCAUUGAUCAGUGCUGAUCUAAGAUUUUCAGCAAUGUUGGGACAAGCAGCUGAUGUUUCAUUGGGCAUGCUUAGUUCUGGCUCAACACCUCUUGAUCUCUUUAAAUUUUAUGUAGAAGAUUUGAAAUCUCGUUUCCAUGAUGAAAAGAAAAUAAUUAAAGAAAUUCUGAAAGAAAAGGGUUUUGAAGUUCAAGUGAAUACCACUUUUGAAGAGUUUGCCACUGUAGUGUGUGAAGAUAGCAGAUCUGCUACAUUGGAUGCAGGCAAUGUGAAAUUAACAUUUAAUGCAUUUUUGGAAAAAGCGGAAGCAAGAGAAAGAGAACGUCUUAAGGAGGAUGCUAGACGUCUAAAAAAAUUGGAAGCAGGUUUCAAAACCUUGUUGAAAUCGUAUCAUAUAGACUACGCUACAAUAUGGGAUGAUAUACGGGGCAAAUUUGAAGGUCAGCCAGCAUUUGACGCUAUUACUUUAGAAUCAGAAAGAGUUAGAAUAUUUAAGGAAUAUCAACAUGAACUGGAAGAAGCUUGCAGUCAUCAUCAUUCCAGAUCAAAGAAAUCAAAGAAAAACAAGAAGAGAAAACGAUCAUCUCGUUCACGAUCAAGAUCACGUUCUGAUAGCGAUUCUGGUGAUGAUCAUCAUGGACGGAGCCAUUACCGUGAUAGAGAAAGAGGACGGGGAAGAAGUAGAGACGGCACGCGACACAGUCAUGCUAGGAAUCAUGGGAGUCGAUCAAGUAGUUCAGAUAGCCAGCAUUCUGGUUCAAAAAAAUCGAAGUCCUAUCAUAAAAAGAGCAAAAAGAAACGUGCCAGGAGUAGGUCUCGAUCUGCUACUAGAGCAUCAGACGAGGAACUAGACUUAAAAAACUCUAAUCAGAAGGGAAAAUCAAACCACUGGGAAAGCAGUGGCCAUGAAGGUCAUUCUCCAUUACACAUGAGCAAAUCAGACGAACAAGAAAUGAGCGAAGAUGAACUGGAAAGACACCGGUUAAUGCUACUCCAGCAGUUGCAACAAGAAAGUUGA